This is a messenger RNA of Entelurus aequoreus (snake pipefish), 1490 nucleotides long. It is a transcript of the gene lratd1, whose product is annotated as LRAT domain containing 1. NCBI's taxonomy places the organism in Eukaryota, Metazoa, Chordata, Actinopteri, Syngnathiformes, Syngnathidae. The record is from RefSeq and is a predicted model, not a curated record. The transcript has 2 exons. The coding region runs from base 211 to 1026 and encodes 271 amino acids.
GCGCUUCCUUAUAUGGCCCAGACAGUGGCGAAGGAGGUGAAGUGUUGGCUUGCACUACAGCCGCAUUACUUGUGCGGGCGGACAAGUGGGUGAAGACAAAACAAAAAGGGGAGCCACCGGACGCACCAAUGGACAAGAAGGAUAUUUAAGCACCUGCCCCUGGGAGCGCACAGACACCGCAGUCCAUGCCUCUGCCUUGCCGGGUCCUUGAUGGGAAACCAACUGGACCGGAUCACCCACCUCAACUACAGCGAGCUGCCCACCGGGGAUCCGUCCGGGCUGGAGAAGGACGAGCUUCGCGUCGGCGUCGCCUACUUCUUCUCCGACGAGGAGGAGGAGGCGGUGGACGAGCGCACGCCGUCCGACUGCGGCUUCGGCAAGGACCACAGCCCGGCGGAGGAGGAGGAGGAGGAGGCGGAGGGCGGCGGACCGUUCACGGUGAGCGAAGUGGAGUACUCGGCGUUCUGCGCGCAGGAGUGCAUCUUCUCCAAACUCCGCGGGAACGAGGACCUGGACGUGUACGCGGCGCCAACUUUGCUGGCCAUGUGCAAGCCGGGCGACGUGCUGGAGCUGCUGGCCGCCGCGCAGCCCCCGCACUGGGCCGUGUGCGAGCACGACGGCCGGGUCAUCCACCUGCACAAGGGCGAGAUCCGUAGGGAGGGCCUGCUCGACAUGUGCGGCGGCCGCCACGGCCGGAUAGCCAACAGCCGCUACCGGUACCGGCCGCUCCCCGCCAACCUGGUGGUGCAGAACGCCGCGGGCCACGUCGGGCUGCGCAGCGAGGAGACGUGCUGGACCAACUCGGAAAGUUUCGCCGCCUGGUGCCGCUUCGGCAAGAGGGAGUUCAAGGCCGGCGGGGAGGCGCACUCGGCCGAGCAGCAGUACUUCCUCAAGGUGCACCUGUCGGGCAGCGGCGUGCACACGCUCGUCUUUCGCAGCCUGGAGGACAUGAUCCGGGAGAGGCGGCGAGUGGACGCCAGUGGAAUCCUCAAAGAGCUCUCCUUGGUCAACGUGGGCAAGGAGUGAUAAUAUCACGCCGUCUCCUCCCUGAAGCACAACGACCUGUUGUGUAUGCUCCGGACCCUCCGUGGUGCGUUCAAAGACCACUUACCCUGUGCCGUGGUGGAAUCUCCCAUAAACAGAAGGUGGAUUCAUGUAAACAAGACAACGCCCCUUCCCAACACCCCCACUCUUAUUUCCUCAUGGCUUCAUUUCUGCUGGGUGGAAUUUGGGAGAUUCUCUGCAGGAAGGUUCUAUUUUUUUACUGUUAGCUUUAAGAGUUUUGACUGAUGCUGCCUAAAUAACACAAAAGAAGAAGCUAUCUGCCAUAAAACGACAGUAUUGACAUCCCACAGCCAUGCUGCUGUGUUAAAAAAAAAAAAAAUGUAUUCCUACAUCGAGUCCCUUUAUUUUUGUAUUUACGUUUUGAGUGGUUAUGAAAUUGAUUUCUUGUUUUUGCUCCUGGCUCAAAUAAAUGGAAGUUGAAAUAU